This is a messenger RNA of Capsicum annuum, 1507 nucleotides long. RefSeq names its product methylsterol monooxygenase 1-1. Lineage: Eukaryota; Viridiplantae; Streptophyta; Magnoliopsida; Solanales; Solanaceae. The coding region runs from base 336 to 1247 and encodes 303 amino acids. Gene Ontology annotation, molecular function: C-4 methylsterol oxidase activity; iron ion binding. The transcript has 5 exons. Gene Ontology annotation, biological process: sterol biosynthetic process. The record is from RefSeq and is a predicted model, not a curated record.
GGACCAAUAUUUUUUUUUUCAACCCCUUAUUGUUUUCCAAUUUGUCCUAUUUAUCCUGCCAGAUGUGAUUCCCAUAAACUCAUUCAAUCAAACAAUAUACAGCUCUAACCAAAAAAAUAAAAAAAAGAAUAUAAAGCUAGCCAGCCACCUUAACUCAGAACCCAACAAAAACCUCACAAAAAUUAUGAACUACUUGUCUUGUUUCAGUAUCUUUGUACACUUUGUUCUCUUCCAUCUCUAAAAUCUCCAUUUUUCUACCAAAAUAAAAAUAAAAAUCAAGAUUCACUAGCAUUUCCAUUCUCAAAAUCCAUUUUUUUUCCCUGCCCUUUUCAUCAAUGUUACCCUUUUCAUCAAUCCAAGAGGCAGAAAUUGCCAUUGGAAGAUCUCUUACUUAUGCUGAAACAAUAUGGUUUAAUUACUCUGCUAAUAAAUCUGAUUACUAUCUUUAUUGUCAUAAUAUCCUUUUUCUUUUCUUAAUCUUUUCAUGUGUGCCACUUUAUUAUCUAUUUCUUGAAUUUUUCUUCAGAAAAAGUAUUCAGUCUUAUAAAAUUCAACCUAAGGUCAAUCUUGGUUUAUCUGAGGUGUUUCGUUGUUAUAAAUCGGUUAUGCGUAUGUUCAUCCUCGUUGUUGGUCCUCUUCAGCUUGUUUCUUAUCCCUCUGUUAAGAUGAUUGGGAUUAGAACAAGCUUGCCCUUGCCAUCGUUAUGGGAAAUUUUGUUGCAGUUGGGAACAUACUUUAUAGUGGAGGACUAUUUUAACUAUUGGAUCCAUAGGUUCUUGCAUUGCAAAUGGGGUUAUGAAAACAUUCACAAAGUUCAUCAUGAAUACACAGCUCCAAUCGGCUUUGCUGCGCCGUAUGCGCACUGGUUAGAGAUUUUGAUCCUCGGAAUCCCCUCGUUUCUGGGGCCAGCUAUUGCGCCGGGUCAUAUGAUUACAUUCUGGUUGUGGAUUGCAUUCAGACAGAUUGAGGCUAUUGAGACUCACAGUGGGUAUGAUCUUCCGUGGACUAUCACAAAGUACAUACCUUUUUACGGUGGACCAGAUUACCAUGACUACCAUCACUAUGUUGGGGGCCAAAGCCAGAGCAAUUUUGCUUCAGUUUUCACGUACUGUGAUUACAUAUAUGGAACUGAUAAGGGCUAUCGCUAUCAAAAGAAAGUCCUCCAGCAGUUAAAGGGAGCUUCAAAUGCCAAUGGUGAACAAAAUGGAGGUUCAACAAUAUUUCCAAAAGAUUGCAAAGAUGACUAAGUCCUAGAUCUUCAAAGGCCUUGUAGCGUAAUAGUCUGGUAAAGCGCUCCUCUGAAGCAUCAUUUGUUUUAGGUUGACCACGUCUGCUGUUCAGAAUGUGUUAAAGCAGUAGGUAGGAAGUUUACUUGAUGGUGCUUAUGAGUAGUGCUCUUUGUUGUCCAUGAGGAAUGUUUGGACCCCAAACGUUGUUUUGUAUGCAGAUAGUAUUCAUGUAUCCUUUCUAAGUUGUGAAAUGAAGUUUAGCUUGUAGCUUGAGUGCA